Scleropages formosus (Asian bonytongue) is the source of this 2044-nucleotide messenger RNA. RefSeq names its product cytidylate kinase (gene cmpk1). Gene Ontology annotation, biological process: pyrimidine nucleotide biosynthetic process; 'de novo' pyrimidine nucleobase biosynthetic process. The record is from RefSeq and is a predicted model, not a curated record. Gene Ontology annotation, molecular function: ATP binding. The coding region runs from base 112 to 741 and encodes 209 amino acids. NCBI's taxonomy places the organism in Eukaryota, Metazoa, Chordata, Actinopteri, Osteoglossiformes, Osteoglossidae. The transcript is spliced from 6 exons.
ACGACUUCUUGACAGACAUCGCGCUGCCGGUCUUUUUGCCUUACCAAUGACCAAACUGUGGUGGCGUCCGCUCGACUCCCAUUGUCAACAACACCCACCACAGUUCGGUGUAUGAUUUUGCGGCUGUUGAGUGCGGUAUUCCGUGUUGUCAUGAAGCCGCAGGUGGUGUUUGUGCUGGGCGGGCCUGGAGCCGGGAAAGGAACCCAGUGUGCCAAAAUCGUGGAGAACUAUGGCUACACUCAUCUGUCAGCUGGUGACCUGCUGCGGGCAGAGCGAUGUCGGGAGGGAUCAGAAUACGGGCAGCUCAUUGACAGCUUCAUUAAGGAGGGCAAGAUCGUUCCUGUGGAGAUCACCAUCAGUUUGCUAAAGAAUGCAAUGGAAGAGACCAUGCAAAACGACCAGGAGAAGUUCCGUUUCCUCAUUGAUGGUUUUCCCCGUAACCAGGACAACCUUCAAGGGUGGACCAAUGUGAUGGAAGGCAAAGCUGAUGUUAAAUUUGUCCUGUUUUUUGACUGCAGCAACCAGGUUUGUGUUGACAGGUGUUUAGAAAGGGGAAAGAGCAGCGGCCGCACUGAUGAUAACCGAGAGAGUCUGGAGAAACGCAUCCAGACCUACUUGCAGUCUACACGACCAAUCAUUGAGCAGUAUCAGCAGCAGGGUAAAGUACGCACUGUGGAUGCAUCUCGCAGCGUGGAAGAGGUAUUUGCUGACGUGAAGCGCCUUCUGGACAAGGAAGGAUAGAACCAUCUGUCAGUCUCUGGUGUCCAGGCACUUCUCUUUCAUUUCUCUUUCAUGGGUUCAAAAAAUAUUCGCUGUAUAUAUCCAGAAAUUUUUGAGUGGAAGUGUUUUAGGGCAAUAGUUUCUGUAACUAACUCCAAAAUGUGAGGUGUCUGUUGAAGAGGCUGAGUGUAUGUACUGCUGAGUUUAUAUAUGUGUAUGAAUGUGUGUGUAUGUAUUUAGGCUGAUGGGGACAAGGGGAGGUGGUCAGUGUUUUAAAAGCCUUGAGUCAGUAGUAUAAGGCAUUGUGUGACUACAGCUGCUAAGUUAGACAUAAAAUAGAAGUCCUGUUUUGAUUUAACAAAAAAAAAAACUCAAUUAAUUGAUUUGGUUGUUGAGUAGAAAGAAAUCCAUGGGUCUUUGCAAAUUUAUGCGUUUUGAGUGUUAUCUUCAGAGCUGACAUAUUUCUUAAGUUAAAGUAUGUAUCUCAAUUUUUUUUGAACCGCUGUGUUCAACUGAACUACUACAGGUGUCUAUAUUUCCUGUAUGAGCCCAGAGCCGUCAGCACGGUGGAUGAUUCAGAAAUGGACGUUACUAAAUAAUCACUGGAAAUUGGUUAAGUUUUCUGUGGAGUGCCAGCUGUUGAUUUAGAGAUUGUAGAAAUCCAUAGACUUAGACAGCUAUAGGUAAUUUAAAAAACAGGAUGAGAAUCUCCUGUAGAGUUAUAUUUUAAAUUCCGUUAAAUCAUUGUCAUUUGUACCUUUCUGUGACCUAAUUGUUGUUUGAUGUCAUGAGCAUAACACAACAUAUCCGUAACAUUCUUAAAUUUGGGUACAGAUAAUAUGGUCAUCACUGACACACAGUCUCUGUUGUAUUUAUCCCAUUCUGCUAUGAAGAUUGCCAUCUCCCUCUCUUGGCUUGGAGGGUCCUUACAAGUCAUUUUAAUUUUAAGUUUAUGCAUUUUUAUAUCAUUAUGCUGAAUGUGUAGACAAGAACCUUGUAAGUUGUAAACAACUGAACCAGUUAUUAAAUGUAAAUUGAAGCAGUUUUUUAAUUGUGAAAAUGGAAUGAACAAAACUGUACAAAUACAAUAUGCACUAAUAUCUGUGUGUGUUUGUUUUUCCCCUUGUAAGGAAUUCAGAAAAAAUAGUCACCUGGUGGCAGCUUAUGGUGUGUGCUUAUUGCUUUUUCUCAGUCAUUAUAAUUCAUGAGUUUGUAAAAUCACUCUUUUACAAUGUUAUGUAAGGAAUAUAAGAGGGAAAUGACAACUGACUGCAUGGGUUCGAUCCCUGCUCAGUCUGUGUGGAGUUUGCAUGUUCUCCCUGUG